AUGAUUUUCCCAGUCAGCUCUGACUCUGCCCAGGCUUCCAGCUCUGAUCCUGUCGCCAAUCCUCCAGCUCAAACCCCUGAACCAGCUCGCUAUCAGGUCUUUCAUAUUCAGCACUCCCCUGGCACCCACAAGAUCUUCAUUCCAACAAGCUCUCCGCGACCCGCAGGCUAUCUCUAUCAUGUUCUGGAAUCUUCAAACACGGAACAUACGCAGCCUACCAUGACUCUGGUCUCGGAUAUCGUCGAGACUCUAGGUCAGGUCGGCACCAUUCAUGACAGCAGAUGUGUCGGCUCCAUUGCGUCCCAAGAGCUCGACAAUGCGUGCGCUAUGAUCAAGAGUCACCCAAGACCCUUCGAUCCUUACGAGCCUGCCAACGCUCCUGGUAGACCGGGCCGCUGUGAGCUUUGGGUCCUCUCGAGCCUCCCUCCCGAGCCCAUCAACCUCCAAGACACCAUCACACAUCUCACUGCACUCACCAACGACUCUACUCGUAUCAUCCCUACCGACGAAGGAGCCGCCCGGCUGUAG
Molecule: messenger RNA, 528 nt
Organism: Fusarium musae
Lineage: Eukaryota; Fungi; Ascomycota; Sordariomycetes; Hypocreales; Nectriaceae
Exons: 2
Coding region: 1-528 (175 amino acids)
Source: RefSeq, a predicted model, not a curated record